Lathyrus oleraceus (garden pea) is the source of this 2672-nucleotide messenger RNA. RefSeq names its product abscisic acid 8'-hydroxylase 1. The coding region runs from base 256 to 1734 and encodes 492 amino acids. The transcript has 9 exons. Gene Ontology annotation, molecular function: oxidoreductase activity, acting on paired donors, with incorporation or reduction of molecular oxygen; heme binding; iron ion binding. Lineage: Eukaryota; Viridiplantae; Streptophyta; Magnoliopsida; Fabales; Fabaceae. Gene Ontology annotation, biological process: brassinosteroid biosynthetic process; multicellular organism development; brassinosteroid homeostasis. The record is from RefSeq and is a predicted model, not a curated record.
UAAUAAAAAAUCGCUUUCUUACAUGACAAUCUUUUUACAUUAAUAGUGUCUUCUAGUUACAGGAAUCUUUUAAGCUUUUAUACUAGCAAUCUUUCGAAAGAUGCUCUUCAUUCUAAUAUUGUAUAAAACAAAGCAUCUCUAUUUCUAUAUAUAGCAUUAUUAUAAGUGCUAUCUAGCUGAACCAUACUCAAGACCUUGUUACUUGACUUUUCUUCAUAGCUAUUGUUUAGAGAAAGGGUACUAAUAAAAUAAGAGAUGUGGAAUCUAUUAGGGGAAGAACUAGUAAUGGUGGUGCAAAACUAUUAUGACAUAAUCACUAUCUUAUUUCUCUCUAUAGGAUUAACAUAUUUAGCAUCAAGAGCUUGGAAAAGAGCUACAAACAUGAGAGAAGACAUCCCUGGCCGGCUUGGAUUACCUCUUAUUGGUGAAACUUUCUCUUUUCUUUCGGCCACUAAUAGUACAAGAGGAUGCUAUGAUUUUGUCAGACUUAGACGAUUGUGGCACGGGAGAUGGUUCAAGACAAGGCUAUUUGGCAAGAUUCACAUAUUUAUUCCUAAUCCAGAAGGUGCAAGGACAAUAUUUGCUAAUGACUUUGAUCUAUUCAACAAGGGCUAUGUAAAAUCAAUGGCAGAUGCAGUAGGAAAGAAAAGCUUAUUGUGUGUACCAGUUGAAAACCACAAAAGAAUAAGGCGUCUUCUAUCUGAACCAUUCUCCAUGACUUCCUUAUCUGCAUUUAUCACAAAGUUUGACAAAAUGUUGUGUGGAAGGCUGCAAAAGCUAGAAGAAAAGGGGAAAAGUUUUAAGGUGUUGGAUUUCUCCAUGAAGAUGACAUUUGAUGCAAUGUGCGAUAUGCUGAUGAGCAUCACAGAGGAUUCAUUACUACGACAGAUCGAGAAAGACUGCACUGCUGUCUCUGAUGCCAUGUUGUCCUUUCCAGUCAUGAUUCCAGGCACAAGAUACUAUAAAGGCAUAAUGGGUCGUAAAAGGCUCAUGGAGACCUUCAGAGAUAUCAUUGUUAGACGUAGGACAGGAGAAGAGUCUCCAGGGGACUUCCUGCAGUCCAUGUUGCAGAGAGACUCAUUUCCAGACAGUGAAAAGCUUGAUGACUCGGAAAUUAUGGAUAAUCUUUUGACAUUGAUAAUUGCGGGACAGACUACAACAGCAGCAGCAAUGAUGUGGAGUGUAAAAUUCCUACAUGACAACAGAGAUGCACAGGACAUACUCAGGGACGAACAGUUGUCUUUAGCCAAAAUUAAGCCAGAAGGAGCUUCACUUAAUCAUGAAGAUAUCAACAACAUGCUUUACGGUUUAAAGGUAGUUAAGGAAACACUAAGAAUGUCCAAUGUCCUAUUAUGGUUUCCUCGUGUUGCACUUAACGACUGUACAAUUGAAGGGUAUGAAAUAAAGAAAGGCUGGCACGUUAACAUUGAUGCGACUUGUAUACAUUACGAUUCAGAUCUAUUCAAGGAUCCACUGAAAUUUAAUCCACAAAGAUUUGAUGAAAUGCAAAAGCCCUACAGUUUUAUACCUUUUGGAUCAGGGCCUAGGACUUGCCUUGGGAUGAAUAUGGCAAAAGUGACAAUGUUAGUCUUUUUACACAGACUAACUAGUUGUUACACGUGGACCCUUGAUGAUUUAGAUACUUGCUUAGAAAAGAAGGCACACAUACCUAGACUAAGGAGUGGAUGUCCAAUAACGCUGAAGUCCAUAAGCAAGAGCAUAACAGAGGCAUAGACGGGUGUUUGCAUGUGAAGGCCCAAGAACAAUGCAGUAGACAGCUGGGUAUAUGAAUGUCUGCAGACUUGUGAGAUUUGAGGCAAACAGCAUAACAGGAGAUAAAUCUGCUCAAGAACUAUUAAUGCAUAAACAAAUUUCUCCACCACUUUCAAGAAUUGAUAUUCCUAAUCUAUUUAGUUUGUAUACUAUAGAUAAAUAUUAAUUAGAGCAUAGCUUAAGUUGCAACUUAAUCUGGUGGUGGAGGAUCAUGAAACCUGUUAAAACUUGGGGGUAAAUCAACACAAAGAAUAAGCAGCAGCUUGUUAGAACAGUUCAUGUGAGGAGAGAACCACCUUUCGGGUGUUUUGUACUGUUUGAAUAAACCAAUCACGUAAUAACACAGUAAGGACUUCUUGUGUCUGAAUAUAAGGACUAACCUGCACAUUAAAACUCAUACACAACAUCUACUACAAUAUUCCACAGAACAGAAAAGUACUCGUGAGUCGUACCAAGCUGAAUGGCAUAACUAAAUGACACACUGGGAUAAACUAAUAUAAUCCAAAUAUUUUGACAUCUAACAAACCUGAGUUUGAGUGACUUUUCUACUGCACAAAUAAUAAGCUACAAUUUGCUUAGUGUGUUAUAUGUUUUCUCCAGUUAGGAAAUCUCAAAGCAGGUGGACCCAACACCCAAGGAAUAAAGUGGAUCAACACCCUUGUCUAUUAUUUAUGAGUAGGCCUUGUUAGAAAAGCUGUCAAAAGUAGUUAAUUAAGUAACUUUCAAUAAAAAGAGAAAAAAAAUGUAAAGGAAAGCAGUUAAGGUGGACAAUGGACUAACCAGGUUCCAAAAGUAGUUAAUUAAGUAGCCUUUCUAUAAACAGAGAAAGUAUAUGUGCAUUUUAAGUUGUCUUUAUCCGAUUACGGGUCUAAUAAAUGAAAUUGUUUUUCUUUCUUCUG